Gavialis gangeticus (Gharial) is the source of this 5700-nucleotide messenger RNA. RefSeq names its product adenylate kinase 4 (gene AK4). The transcript is spliced from 5 exons. Gene Ontology annotation, cellular component: cytoplasm. The coding region runs from base 165 to 620 and encodes 151 amino acids. Gene Ontology annotation, molecular function: AMP kinase activity; ATP binding; nucleoside diphosphate kinase activity. The record is from RefSeq and is a predicted model, not a curated record. NCBI's taxonomy places the organism in Eukaryota, Metazoa, Chordata, Crocodylia, Gavialidae. Gene Ontology annotation, biological process: nucleobase-containing compound metabolic process.
UGUGGUCUUGGAUGAGGGAUAAAAAUCAUUGAAGGAAGAAUGUGUAAAGGCUUUGAGUUUAAAGUCUCUUAUUUCUCUCUUUUUCUCUAAUAGAGGUUGGUGUCUUGGCAAAACAGUAUCUUGAGCAAGGCCUUUUGGUACCAGAUCAUGUAAUCACUCGUCUCAUGAUGACAGAGUUGGAGAAAAAACAGACCGAGCACUGGCUGCUGGAUGGUUUUCCUAGAACAUUAGUACAAGCUGAAGCACUUGACAGGAUCUGUGAGCUGGAUCUAGUUAUCAGUUUAAACAUCCCAUUUGAGACGCUGAAAGACCGCCUCAGUGCUCGUUGGAUUCACCCAGCUAGCGGAAGAGUGUAUAACAUGGAAUUCAAUCCGCCUCUCGUACAUGGGAUCGAUGACAUCACAGGUGAGCCAUUAAUCCAGCAGGAAGAUGACAAACCUGAUGCUGUUGCUGCCAGGCUAAGAAAAUACAAAGAUGCAGCAAAACCAGUAAUAGAUCUAUACAAGACCAGAGGUGUCCUACACUCAUUUUCUGGGACGGAGACCAACAAAAUCUGGCCUUACGUCUACACCCUGCUCUCAAGCAAGAUUCCUCCUAUCUGUUCUGAAGAGGCAAACUAAAAACCUCCCACAGGAGCAAGAAACUAAUAUGGUUGCUUAUUUGGUGCGUGCGGUAUUGGAGCUGUCCUCAAACUGGAGGAUAGCUCAGUGUCUAAAACAGCUUCCUUAAGUUUCCUUCAGAACAUGUAUGAAAAGGCAGUUAUAGCCAGAACCAGGGUGGAGGAGGUUUAAGACCAAGGGCUAUAACAUAUAUAUUUCUGUUGGUGAUCAGGAUUUCUUAAUUUGUGGACCAAGAUGUAACCUUUGUUGGAUUUCUGUAACCUAUUGUGAUUUCCCGUCGCCCCCAGUUUCACACAGAUGUGCAAUGUGCUCUUUUGUUGCUCCGCAGCACCACUUCCUUAAGAUAAUGCACCAUGAUGACUUAUUUGAAACGUUCUCAGAGAAAUAGUACUAAGAUGCAAACUUUAGCCCCAUGGGAAUUGGUGAGUAACCUGAAAAAAAGAAUUACACUACAAAACUCAUGAGGCCCAUGCUUCCAGUAUUAAGCACAGAAGAAAAUCAUGGGGGGCUAGAAUAUAUAUGUGUGUGCUUCUUUCUUUUUGUUUUUAUAAGAGAAAAAGGAAAAAUACGAUUAAAAAUGCUGCUAUCUGAUGUAGUUUUCACUAUGUUGUAUAGUAUUGACCAGGAAACUGAGUAGGCUUACAUUUGCCUAGGAGAAGAGUUGCACUAGAUGGUGCUUGACAGUUUAUAGCUUUAAUACUAUAAGAUAUGGGUGUAUUAUUGGUUGGUCCCAAAGAUUUACUUUAAUAUCUGGUUUUGUUUGGUUUUUUCCCUCUGGGAAAAAUCCCUUCUGUAUAUUGUAUUGCCUUAUAAUGGAGGUUCCUUCCCGCGCUCAGCAUACGGGGGUUAUUUUGAGAGGAAAUCCCCUUAGCUUUUAUGGGGGCUGCCUGUGAACCUUCCCUUUUCCUGUUAAUAAAAGAAGAGACCUCGCAUAUAGACACAACUCUGGCUGACUUGAGUUCCACCUGAGGUAUGCAUGUGUGUAUGUCGGAUGGCAAGAUCGGGACCAACUGCUGGUAUUAAGCACUUUCUUUGUGAAUCUAAAGCAAAUUUUCCAUUUCUUGUACAUUCCAUGAUAACCGGGUUAUGCUGGUUCUGUUACUGUGUGCUCAAUUUACUUGUGCUUGAAGUUACGUACAAUUAAGCAUGCAGCUAAGUUAAAGUCAGUGCCCAACUUGGCAGGAAGUUCUUUGCCAGCUGAAUAAAAAACAUUGCCUUCUUCUAGAACUGACUCGAGACUAGUACCAAAAAGUAUCUUACCAUGAAUAUAGACUUUUUCCUCUGGCACUGUGGUUACAGCUUCUAGUAUGAAAAAGUUUUGUAGUGUACCAUUUUAUGUCUUUACAUCCAUUUCCAGUUUACAUUUGCAGUUACAACACUUCACAGUAGUGGUUCUGAAGUGUUUUAGAGCCGCCAGUGAUUCUUGUUAGGAGAAGCAUUUCUAGUUACUUGUGAAUGGAUUAUUAUGAGCAAACACCUUUCAGAUGUAUGACAACUUUUCCUUAGUUUGCCUUGUUCCUGUCUCUGUUUGAGCUGGAGAUGAUGGCUUUUUGCUAAACUGGAAGUACUGUACAUUUGUUUGACUUAAUCUUUAAUAGCUGCAGUACCUAAUUAAUGGGAAAAAGGAUUUACCUCUUAUGCCAUGUCUCAAGUUGCCUUAUUUUAUAAACUAUAUUUAAGAAAAACCAAGAUACAUAUUUUUGAGAAAUAAGAAGCUGAAUUUUCUGAACUAGACUUUUUGAGAACUCUUUUUGCCAAGCUGCUUCAUUUGCAUUGCUUGCCAUGGUCAAUUUUAGCAAUCAGUAUCUAACUAGGAUUGCUAGUUAAAAAGCUGCCGCCAUAUUCCAGUAGACAGCUUGAUUGACUUUUAAAACAAGUCUGUCACUGAAAUGUCCAUACCUGCCUUUUCUGUUCUUUGCAAUAUGCUCUUGAAGAUUGGCUGGGUGUAGGGAGAGGAGUUGGGAUUGGACUUUUCUAAGUUACAUUCAGAAUUUUAAUUGAGUGGAAACUUUUUUGGCACUGGGGGAAGGGAGGGUUGUUUGGGGUUAUGGGUUUGUUUGUUUUUCCAAGCUAGCAGGCAGCUAACAUAGAAAAGACAGCAGGUUGUAGACAUCUUCACACCUUUCUCUCUCUUCCUGCUAUUAGGGUGAGACUUGCUCAGUAUUUCCACUCUGUUCUCCACUUUUAUUCCUCUUCCCUUUUCUCCUAUCCAUGGCAAUAGAAAGCCCUCUUAAUAGAGCAGUCUGACCUUCUCAGUUAAGGACCUACUGGUUGCCUGUUAUCACUAGCUGUCAAGCUCACAGCUGUCCUGUUGUGAUCAGCCUUAAUGCAAAUAAAGUACAGCAGAGUAUGACCUCCUCCUGAGGGCUGUGCUUAGCGUUGCAUUUGCCAUGCUACAUUGUAAGCAGCCGCUUGUUGUUUUUUGUAAUAGAAAGAUUGAAAUGGUGUGCUCUCAUAUGGUGAGGCAACCAUCUUCCUAGCUGGAGUGCAUAGUUUUGGUCUGAGAUCAAACCAUUUCAGAAAUGUCACUUUUGUCUCCUGUGUAUGGAGAAAGUAGAAUAGUGUUGUUUCAGUACAGACAAACUCUCUCACACACCCCUCUACUGUGACAUAAAAAGGCUUUGAGAUAGAUGGGUUUAAGCCAGGAAGUCUCUCCCCUCAUAUAUGCAUCAGUCUUGAUAGGUACGGAGGAAAUGCAUUGAUGAACAGGGUGAUUGGAGGGGGGGGGGUGGUAAUGAGGGAUAUAUGCCACACCUGUAAUAUUCAGCACCAAGGAAAGAUGGUGCUGAGUCCUAGCCAUGCAAGACAUAGAGUCUGGAGCAACUAAAGCAUCUUCAGGGGAGAGAGGACCUGCGGGCAAAAAACCUGCUCCUGUAGAGCUCUAUUUGCCUUUCUCUAAAAGAGAUGACCUGGAAGUGCUGAUAUGCUCCAAGCCCUGCUCUUGAUGGACACUUUCCACUAAAUUCAGCAGCCCUGGGGAACAGCCACAGAACAUAGGCUGGUUUCACGGGAACUUGUCAGCAGGUUCUGCGACCCAUUAACUUGAACAUUCAUGAAAUUAUUUUGGGCACUUCAAGCAAACCCUAUAACUGUCAAAACCCAGUAUUUUAAGCAACAAGGGGGUUAUAUUUAAAAAUAAAUAUCUUGUAUGUAGAUACAAGGCCUCUGGAAACCUCCUGCACAAGUUAGUUUGAACAAAUAUGUGAAUGUAAUAACAGGAGUUGCACUUCCAAGGUACUGCCACAUUUUUUAAUACUGACAUGCAUUGUAUGAAGGAGCUGACAGCUGGGUUUCUAGGGCAUCUCAGGAAUUGUAAUCUGCUGUACUAGUCACCUUGAGUAUCCAAGCCACACAUUGUUUGAUUAAAUGAGGACUACAGGCCAAAAGGCAAUAAGCCAAAAAGUGAGACCAGCAUCUUUACCUAUAAGUUCCCUUUGUGGUUUUCAGUACUCGGGAGGAGGGAGUGUCUCUUGAGACCACCAGUUUUGAGGCCUUAUAACAAAAGACUACGAUUGUGCGUUGUCAAAGCCACUAAACUUAUGCGAACAUGGAUUUGCUCCAGCUGGAGUUUUAGGUUUUAAAAAAAGUGUAAAGAGAAGAAGCAUUUGAGCAUUACUUGCCAAUAUAUGUAAUGCUGCAUAACUUCAUCCAUUUAUAAACAAGCAUUCAACUCCAGGUUUACACUUCUCUGCUUCUUAUUGCCCUGCCCUGUGGUGUGAUCUUGGGAAAUAGAUUUUUACAUUUUAUUUGCUUUCAUCUUAACUGUAUUUUAAAUGCUCUAAAUUUACAAAUAUGAGUCUAAUAUGAGAUUAUGUUCCUUCUCCUCCCUCAAACUUUUGAAGGGGCCAAUGCUUUCCAACUUUUGCAGGUUAGACUGCUGCAGUUUGUUUUGUCUUGUGGUCAAAGUUUUCCUUAGAGCCUCCCAUACUCCAUAUUUCUCCCCUCAGUGAAAUAAUUAUUUGUUGUGGUGCUGUAAAAUGAACAGCUAAGAACAGCAUGGAGAUGUACCAGUCAAGAGCAUCCCUUAGUGUGUGGAUCCAGGAGUUCCUUAAAUUGUAAAUAUAAUGGUUCACUCUUGUCUGUCUUUCUGCAUGCCAGUAGUCUCUGCCUUUCCUGCAUGCAUGUGGUCAUUUAUUCCAUAUGAUAACAUGUUAUGCAUGCUUAUCUUUCCAGGGCAGUAGGUAUGACACCUGUUUUGCAGAUAUAAGAAGGAUACUCAUGGACUCUUGUGCUGAAGUUAGAUUUUUAAUUUUUUUUUUCCAGUUUAGAGAUUAUAGUCCUGUACUUUGCUCUCAGGAUCAGGCUGCUAAAGAAGUUACAUAAUUCAUUAAUAGUUUGAGGCACACCCAUGCCCCCUGUAUAUGCAAACUCAUUUUCAGUUGCAGUACUUUGGUUCUGCCCCCCCACCCAAUGUUAUCACUCUUUGAGGAUGAUGUGUUCAUGUCCAGGUUUCAGAUGAAAGAACCUUAUGCAUUUUUAUAUUCUUAAGCUUCAAAAUUACAGCUGUCAGUCGCUCUGUAUUCUUGGUAGAGGGGGGAAAAUGUCAUUCAGUUUGAGGAGAGACUUGUACAUUUGUAACCUGCCUACAAUGAGGAGGAGGAUCCAUUUACACACCAUGCUGGAUGACCGAUGAAUUAAAGCUACAUCACUUGACACACAAACUAAUAAAAAGUUUAUUUCUAAGAUGCAGAGCAUGGCUAUUCCUCAGGGUUUCUCAUCAUUGCUGGUUGAUUUGAGCAUGUUUCCUGGAAUCCAAGGGGAUGUCUAUGCUGCAAUAGCUGAAGCUAGUGUGGGCUUCCUUGAGCUUGCAGUUACCAUAGCAUAGAGGUAUCCCAACUCUGUUAUAUUAAAUACUCGGGCACUGUAGUACAGCUAGGCUUUACAUUUGGAGCUCACAAAUUUGGUUUUUGUUGGGGUUUUUUUGUUGUUUUUAACAAAAGUAAUAAGGGGGGCUGGUAGGGACACUUGGAGGUGGCUGCCACAGGUGUUCCUUAGGGUAAGGCAGAACUAUCUGGUCUUUGGUUUUGUAGCUUCAAGAGACCUUGUGUGUAGAGACCUGUAUGAAUCCAGCAACUCCCUU